AUGGUUCUAAAAAUGCAGCAUGGCCUUAGGGCUGCGCGACGCUGGCGCUGCUGCUGGCGGCGGCUUCCCGGGGGCGCGGAGAUCCUCAGGCGAGAGGCUGAGCCCGCUCCCGCUGGCGGGGCUUACGGAGGAGGCGGACGCAGAGCGGCGGCUCCUGCUGCGGACACAGCGCCGGCUGCAGCCCGGGCCGGCUCAGUCCCCUCGGUCCGGACCAGGCGGAGGAAGCCGAGCACCAGCAAUGGCGGCCCGGAGUUGGAGCAGCUCCGCGCCACUCUGGCGCUCUCCUGGGCAUCCCUAGCUCCAGGUAGCCGGCUACCAGCGGAGGAGUGGCCCUGCCCGGGGCGUUAUUUAUCCCCCCACCCCGUCUUAAGUUCUCAGCGGAGCAGCCCGGCCAGCGCCUCCCGCCUUCAGCCCCUUCCCAAAGCUGCCAAAGGGUGGGGACGGCGGGUGGCGAGGUCGGUGGCCGGCCAGGCCAUGGAGAGCCCGGCAGAGAACCCCAGCAAGGCGGCGGGGUACCUGAAGGAGCUGAACAAGAUCAUCGAGACGCAGCAGGAGCUGCUGGAGAAGCAGAAGCGGAGGAUCGACGAGCUGGAGCAGCAAGUGUCCAAGUUAUACCACGAAAACGCCUGCCUGCAGGACGAGCAUCACAGACACCUGGCCACAUGCAGGCUGCAACAGGGCAUCCUCCCUGCGUACCCGGCGGGGCCAGGGCUGGCGAUUCUGGGGGCCAUCCAGGAAAAUGCACAGCACGAAAAGUCCGAAGGUGAAAGCUCAAGAAGCAUCAG
Chelonoidis abingdonii (Abingdon island giant tortoise) is the source of this 785-nucleotide messenger RNA. The record is from RefSeq and is a predicted model, not a curated record. Lineage: Eukaryota; Metazoa; Chordata; Testudines; Testudinidae.